Messenger RNA from Striga asiatica, 543 nucleotides. NCBI's taxonomy places the organism in Eukaryota, Viridiplantae, Streptophyta, Magnoliopsida, Lamiales, Orobanchaceae. The record is from the annotation of a GenBank genome assembly.
AUGGAAUGGGACAAUGCACAAACCAUUGGAGAUGCUCUAAGUCACUCAUUCCAAAAUAUGUUUUUCCUUUUCCAGUUUCAGGCUCUACUUAAGUUAUUAGCCUUAACUGCUCUAAAUUUCAUUGUUUGGGAUAAUAAUAACUGUAAGGGACUAAUGAGCAUCCAUCGGAUGAAAAUCGCGCACCGUGAUCUGAAGAGCGCGAAUUGCCUAGUGAACAAGCACUGGACAGUCAAGAUAUGCGAUUUCGGGCUUUCACGGGUACUUACGACCCAGCCCAUGAAAGACACUUCUUCAGCAGGAACACCUGAAUGGAUGGCACCUGAACUCAUCCGAAACGAGCCCUUCACUAAGAAGUGUGAUAUUUUCAGCCUUGGCGUUAUCAUGUGGGAGCUUUGCACGCUCAGCAGGCCAUGGGAGGGCGUACCAUCAGUUCAGAUUGCUGGGCUGAACCAGAUGAACGGCCGAGCUGUCAGGAUGUUUUUUCUCGUCUGCAAGAGUGUGAAUAUUUGUUGUGCUGAUGAUAGUGAGUGGUUCUCUCUGUAA